Molecule: messenger RNA, 2034 nt
Organism: Linderina pennispora
Lineage: Eukaryota; Fungi; Kickxellomycota; Kickxellomycetes; Kickxellales; Kickxellaceae
Product: kinase-like protein
Exons: 4
Coding region: 1-2034 (677 amino acids)
Biological process (GO): phosphatidylinositol phosphate biosynthetic process; phosphatidylinositol-mediated signaling
Cellular component (GO): cytoplasm; membrane
Molecular function (GO): 1-phosphatidylinositol 4-kinase activity
Source: RefSeq, a predicted model, not a curated record
AUGUGCAUCCCGCUGUGGUGCCCCGAUUCUGACGGCGCACACCACCACCGCAUUGUGCGUAUUCCAACCGAAGACACUGUGGUGCUCAACUCGGCUGAGCGUGCGCCGUACCUUCUGACGCUCGAGAUCCUGGAGCCCGAUGCUUCAACUGACUGCUCCCGUAGCACCAAACAGUCGCAGUCAGCAGAUGCAAAAUCCGGUUCGGAGCUGGCGGGCGCAGCGCACAAGGAAUCGCCCGGACCACCGUCAGCUGCUGUGCUUGAUUUGGAUGAUGAACUCGAGGUCGACAUCACAAGCCUGUCAAUUGGAAGGAAGUUUAGUGAGGAUCCACAAGUACCGCCCAUUGCUGUUGAAGCAGCUAAGGACGUGGUUAAAGCUAACAAGGAGGAUGAGAUUCCUCGUUCAAUUGCUCAGCCUGAUGUUGAUGAAGACUUGAUGGCGCAAGUAUUUGGCGAUCUCAACGACUUCUCAAGCAAUUCAGGCUCAACCUCACCGUUCAGCCGCCAGUACAGCCGCAGCAGAUCAUCUGGCAAAGGGCAAAGGGCAAGAGGCAAGAGUACAGACAGGGAUGUCAGCAAUAGUCCUCGUCACCGGCAAGUAUCAGCCACUGGGCCUGGCAAUGCCCGCCAUACGCCAUCGCAGCAGAAGCAACAGCAACAGCGGCGGACCAUCGUCGUUAGCAAUUCCCAAACACCCACCGCCCGCUCCUCACCUACAGCAGUCUGGAUCCCUGUCUGCACAGCCGUCUCUUCCAGGAAGAGAUCCGCGCCCGCAUGCGCAUGGCAUCCGUGCUUCUUGCACAGCUCGCACGGCAGCAGAAGGCGCUCGGAGUCAAAGGUUACUAACCUCGUUGUCCCACAGUCGGCUGGCGGGGCUGGAUCGGCUGACCCGGCGAAGGGCAGCGACAGCACGGACACUAUGAGGCGCCGCAGCAAGCUGAGCAACCCGACUAGCCAGGCGCUGGCUAUGGAGGAGAUUCGCGAGAAGCUGAUCCACGAGAUGAUGCAGCUUGAGGAGCUUCGUCUCGCAACAGCACCCGAGAUCGCCAGCGACCCCAACUUCGCUGACCACACUGUAUCUGCUGCCGGCGACAGCGAUAUCGAUAUCCACGCUGUCGAGUACAAGGACGAUCCAAGCGCUAAAGUGCUGAAGGAGGACUGGGAGUCGAAGAAGGCGCGCAUCCGCCGUGCUUCGCCCUUUGGCCGGCACCGCAACUGGAACCUGCUCUCGGUCAUUGUCAAGGAUGGCGCUGACCUGCGCCAAGAGCAGCUGGCACUGCAGCUAAUCCGCGAGAUGCAGCGGAUCUGGCAACGCGAGAAGACCAAUGUCUUUGUGCAGUACUACCGGAUCAUGGUCACCGGCGAGGGCUGCGGUCUGAUGGAGACCAUCACCAACACGGUGUCAGUGCACUCGAUCAAGAAGGAGUUCUACUCGCGCAACCCCGACUACGCCGGCCUGCCCUACACGCUCUACAACUACUUUGUCACAUCCUUUGGCACGCCCGACACGGACCGGUUCAAGACAGCACAGGACAACUUUAUGCGCAGCCUGGUUGCGUACUCGCUGAUCACGUACAUUCUGCAGAUUCGCGACCGCCACAACGGCAAUAUUUUGCUCGACACCGCCGGCCAUAUCAUCCACAUCGACUUUGGCUUCAUGCUGUCGAAUUCGCCGGGUUCCGUCGGCUUCGAGAUGGCGCCGUUCAAGUUCCCCAUGGAGUACGUCGACAUUCUGGGCGGCCGCGAGAGCGCAAAGUUCCAGGAGUUCCGCGGGCUGCUGGUUAAGGCAUUCCUGGCGCUGCGCAAGUACGCUGACAACAUCUGCCUGCUGGUUGAGAUGAUGGUCAAGGACUCGCCGCUGCCCUGUCUGAGCGGCGGCCAGGCCACUGUGGCCAGCCUGCGCGACCGCCUGCACCUGACACUAUCGGACCAGCAGACCGAGGAGCUGGUCAACGGGCUGCUGAUGAGCAGCUGCGACAAUGUGACGAUGCGCAUGUACGACUCGUUCCAGUACUACUCCAACGGCAUUUUGUAG